This is a messenger RNA of Caenorhabditis remanei, 402 nucleotides long. RefSeq lists its product as uncharacterized. The record is from RefSeq and is a predicted model, not a curated record. The transcript is spliced from 4 exons. Lineage: Eukaryota; Metazoa; Nematoda; Chromadorea; Rhabditida; Rhabditidae. The coding region runs from base 1 to 402 and encodes 133 amino acids.
AUGAUUUGUUCUCUUUUUCUAUUUUCUCUUAUUUUCUUCUCACCAAUCUCUGGAAAAUCAAAGUUCCAUUUCUAUGGAAAUCUGGGAUGCCCACUGGAUUGCUUCACUUAUCAUGUCGAGGUUUGGGAGGAGGAUUUUUUUGAGAAAUCCGAUGACCUUCUCACAAAUCAGACUGAAACUUGCUCGUUCCGUCCACACAAGUAUCAAGUUAGUGCAGAGGAUACCGAUGAUGGGUUAGACUUUUUGAGAAAAUUCGAGAUCUACAUGGUAAUCUAUCACAACUGCACCAGGACAGGAUCUAUCAAAAAAUUCAGAUAUAACUGGGGAAAAUAUAAUAUUGAUGUUCAUGAAGUCAACGAAUCGAAGGAUUUGGAUUUGGGCGAUCAAGGCGAGGAAGUUUGA